Seriola aureovittata is the source of this 2191-nucleotide messenger RNA. Its product is annotated as E3 SUMO-protein ligase ZBED1-like. Bases 699 to 1199 code for a protein of 166 amino acids. The transcript has 2 exons. The record is from RefSeq and is a predicted model, not a curated record. Lineage: Eukaryota; Metazoa; Chordata; Actinopteri; Carangiformes; Carangidae.
UGAACUGUCAGUAUACCAAUGAUGAGUCAUGAAGAGUAGACAGAAAAAUAUGUCCAUGAAAUGAAAUGGAGAGAGGGACACUACUAAGCAAGAAUACGUGUGGGGGCAUAUGGAGGCGAAAGGCUGAUUUUUGAGGCAGCUAUAAAAAAAAAAGAGACAGUCUGUAAGCAUUGCUUGAUACGUGUCAAGUAUGCUAACAGUAAUACAUCUAACACUUUACUAACAAAGUAAUCCCUGAGCUCUAUUAACAGACAGGUGAGGAAAUUUAGAAGCAGCUGGCCAAAACCUCCUACACAGCUCUCACCAGCGAUGGUUGGACCUCCAGGGCAACUGAGAGUUACCUGACCAUGAAUGUUCAUUACAUUGUGAACUGGGAGAUGAAAAGUGCAGCGUUACAAACACACCCCCUGUAUGAGAGCCAUACAAGCACACACUUAGAUUGAUGAAUUGUUGAAUGCAGUGAAUUAGUGGAAGGGCCACAGAUUGGACGCUUUGCCCACGUUCUAAACCUCGCAUCUGAGAGUGCACUCUCACUCAAUCCAGUGUCCGGCUUCCUGAGGAAGGUCAGAUAUCCGUUAGUGUUUUUCCACAAAAGCAGCACAGCGCACCAUGUCUUGUCAGCCAAGCAGGAGACGCCAGACCUACCAAGACAUAAACUAAUACAUGAUGUCUCAACUAAAUGAAAUACCACACAUGAUAUGCUUGAGCAUUAUGUGGAGCAGCAGCCUGCCGUCUUAAUGGACGAGGCUGUGAAGGCUGUCAAGGACGUUGCCAUAUUGACUGCCAGUGAACUGAAACUGGCAGAGGAACUCAUUCAGCCACUCAAACCACUGAAAACAAUAACAGCCCUCAUGAGCACUGAAACAUCCCCCUCUGUGCCAAUGAUCCUCCCACUGCAGAAAAUGUUGCUCAAAUCCAUGGUACCAAGACAUGAGGACCGUGCCACCAUCAAAGAGGCAAAGCCAUCACCCAAGACCCGGAAGGAAGCAGAUCCUGAUCUUAAAAACUAUCUCCAGAGAGCUACAGCCCUUCAUCCACGGUUUAAAUCGCUGCCGUUCCUGGACGACGCUUCUUGUCUCCAACUCUACAGGGAUCUCACCAUAAAAAUUCUGGAGCAUGAACAGCAGGGUCAAUGCAGUGAAGAAGGGCAAGCUGGGAGAUCAACAGAACCACGGAAGGAAUCCUCAUCACCUCCCUAGAAGAAGACAGCUGUUUUGCAGACCAAGCCCUUUUCCCAAAUCGUUGAGCAGGAGGUCAGCAGACAGCAUUCAUGUGGAUCCUGAUCCAUUGACAUGGUGAUAGGCAAAUGAGAGAAGCUAUCCUCAUGUUGCAAAACUUGCAUCAAAACUCCUCUGUGUCCCUGUAACAUCUGCAAGCACAUCUGUCCUUGCUGCAGAGAGUGUCAGUCAUAAACGUAUCUUUUUGCAGAAGAACCUGACAAUAGAGGAAUAGGCAGUAACUAAAUACACAAGCAAAGCCACUACAGAUUGAAUUUCAAUUUAUGUUGCUCUUCAUGUUUUGAAUAAUGCAGCUAUAUGGCAGUAUUUUAUGUUUGUUUUAAACAGGCUGAGUAACACUUUUGCUUUUGAAAGAAUACUUGUUGAUUUCAUGUAUUAUCAAAUAUCUGGAUGUAAAAUAUAAGACAAAAUACAGAUAAGUAUUUGUUUGGUUUUUUUUCUCCCUAGUGUACUAAACUAACAGAAUCGAAACCGCUAUAUUAACCGAACCGUGGGCUUGUUGAACCGUUGCACCCUUGAUAUACAUCCCUGUACAAAGAAGGACCAAACAGUUCCAUAGUUUUGACAGGUGCUCAUUAAACUGUUAUUUAUGUAUUUACUUUGGCAUUCCAUUUAAACUUCACUCAUUUAAACAUAUAGGUUUACAUACCAUGUGAAACUUGCAGCGCAUUAUAUCAAAGACUGAUGUUAUGUGAUAUUUAUUUGAUAUUUACUUGUUCCCAUUUUUCACUCAUAAGAAAUUAGGUUACCUAAAUCUUUUGUAAUAGUUGCAAUAUUCGUUAGUUUUGAGAAAUCUCUUUUUCAACAAUGUAACUGGUCAUUAAAUUUUAGCUUUACAGUCUAAAGGAGAAUAUAUUACCUUGUUUAGUUUAUGUGUGAUUAAAAAAAAAAACCUUCCCAAAACUGAGUGUCAUUUAACUCCCAGCUGUAUGAGAAUGAGAGGUUCGCUGCAU